AUGGCACCGCCCACACUGAAUAAAAAGGUUGAGUGCAUCCAAGGCGUUCGACUGAGCAAUUCUCCAUCCGCGUUAUCGGACAUUCAAGUUCACUAUCCCCUCAACUCUCCACAUGGCGUCAUCGGGUCUAUCACCCCGCAUCACUGUCCCACCGGGGUUGCAGUCGAGAGUGAUGCCCUUCCACUAGCCUUGCCUGCUCUCACCCAUCCGCAUAUUCAUCUGGACAAGGCCUUUGUCAACAGUGCUCAGCAAUAUGCUCAUCUACUUCCUCAACAAGGAGGAUUUCAAGAGGCCCUGUCGAAAACGGCCGAGGCCAAGCAGCAAUUCACCCGCGCGGACGUGAUUCAACGGGGUGAGUGGCUGCUUGCCGAAUCGGUGGCCGCGGGAGUGACAGCUAUGAGAGCCUUUGUGGAAGUGGACCAUACGGUCAGACAUGUAUGCCUUGAGGCGGCUGUUCGAUUACAAGACCAUUGGAAGGACGCCUGUGAAGUACAGAUUGUUUGCUUCGCGCAAGACCCCAUCUACUCCACAGACCAUGGGCCACAAAAUCGAUCCUGGAUGGAACAAGCGCUGAAGCAGUAUCCACAGGUGGGUGUAAUUGGAUCAACGCCAUACGUGGAAGCAACGAUUGCGGCCGCAAAGCAAAACAUCGAUUGGGCGGUCGGCAGUGCCCUUGAGAUGGGGAAACAUCUCGAUUUCCAUCUGGAUUACAAUCUGGAAUCGGGGAAGGAGGCGCUGGUCUGGUAUGUCUUGGACACGCUACGUGAACGUGGCUGGACUUCGGCCACCGGCAAGCGCGUCAUGCUCGGUCACUGUACGCGGCUUACGCUGUUCACCGAUGAAGAAUGGAGUCGAAUGGCACAGAUGAUCCAUAAGCAUGAUCUUCCAGUCAGCUUUGUUGGAUUGCCUACAAGUGACCUCUACAUGGCGGCGUCCUCCCCGGAGAAAUGCCCCCACAAUCGAUCUCGGGGUACUCUGCAAGUGCCGGAGAUGAUCCGCAAACAUGGUUUGGACGCCGUCAUUGGCGUAAACAACGUCGGCAACGCAUUCACCCCUUGGGGAUCGCUCGAUCCCCUAGCACUGGCUUGCCUAGGGGUGGGCAUCUAUCAGGCGGGCACUCAGGACGAUGCCAGACUGCUCUAUGAGUGCGUCUCAACUCGCGCGCGUGCAGCGAUCGGGCUUGCGUCUUCACGUCAAGGGGUUGAGCUUCAAGAAAGAAUGCAGGCCGAUCUGCUUGUGUUUCACCAACUCGACCUGACUGGAUGUGGUACCAUCCGUCCUCGCCGAACCGUCGCCGAGAUCGUGUGGGAUCCGCCGGCCCCAGUGAGCCGAGAUCUCGUGAUUAGAGGCCAUCUCAAGCGCUCCGAGCUUCUGGGUGAGCGAGGUGCAUCUCUUUAUGCGUGUGAAGAGUGA
This is a messenger RNA of Penicillium diatomitis, 1413 nucleotides long. RefSeq names its product putative zinc metallopeptidase. The transcript has a single exon. Gene Ontology annotation, molecular function: hydrolase activity, acting on carbon-nitrogen (but not peptide) bonds, in cyclic amidines. NCBI's taxonomy places the organism in Eukaryota, Fungi, Ascomycota, Eurotiomycetes, Eurotiales, Aspergillaceae. The record is from RefSeq and is a predicted model, not a curated record. Bases 1 to 1413 code for a protein of 470 amino acids.